AUGGCUUCUUCACGAGUUAAAAGUACUCUUUCUUUAUUUCAGAAGGAAAAAAAAUACCAAUGGCCUAACCCGGAAUCUUCCAUUGGAAAGUUCUGUGGGACAAAGAAAGGCAAAUACACAUAUAAACGUUGUUGGAAAGCUGUCGGUCCAGCCCAGGAAGCCUUGAGCCAGGUCGCAACCGAAAUUGAUGAGCUUCUUGCUGAAAAAUGCGGCCCGGUACCGAGUUCUUGUUUGGUUCAAUUCGAUAUCUUCAUGAUUGGGGCAAAACCUGCCACUGCAGUUCCUUACAUCAUGUUCUCAUGCACGAGAUAUGGGCCACGGAAAGAAGCUCUUACUGUUGUUCAAAAAUCAGAAAUUUUGAAUCGCUGCCCGCGAGGAAUCGAGCUGGGCCAGUGGGACAAACCUCCUACUAUCCAGAAUUUACAACCCCUGGGAUCUUCUACGGAAUCCGUAGGAACCGGCGAAAUCACAGGAAUGUCUCGUGUCCAUCUGUCUCCCGUUUUCGAUAAUAAACCGCCGUGGAAAUUUUCGGCAAUGCAAUUAAAACUGUAUUCUUCCCAUCAUAACUCCGAAUAUUUAUCCAGGGGAACGGUCGGAAGUAUCCUCGAGAUUGCUGACAAGCGCUUCUACGUGGCGCCUGCACACAUCUUCUCGGAACGCAAUUAUUCACCGCAUAUGAUGUCAGAUGAUGAUAUCCAAGAGGGUGACAGUGAUUGUGAAUUCUGUGGUUUUGAUGAUGAGGAUGAAAGAAUUGCCGAAGAAGAUGAAGUUGAGUUCUUGAGCCAAUACAGUGUCACACCCGACUCUAGUGAUAUCGAAACUGAGUCGAAUCCCGACGACGAAUAUUAUUCUUCUGAUUCAGAAUAUGAAGAUUCUCCAUCUGUUCAGUACCAAGAAGAAGAGCCAGUUCUCAACACUGGUUCUAGUCUCAUAGCAGAUUUAUCGCCCUUAAAAACAGACGAUACUGCCGACCUGCUUCAUAGAGUCAGCCUCGACAUUAUGAUGCCAUGCAUCACAUCAAUAGAGCUCGAUUUCUCACUGAUUGAGGUCAACAAGAACGACCAUAUCACAGAAAUGCUUCCUACCUUUUCACGCUACAAUGUGUGUAAGGUUGGUCCUGGAGAUGUUGAUGUUACGGCAAUGACAGGUUCAGGCGAACUCUUGACUGGAAUUUUAUCUGGCAGGCCAGUAUACACCCGCCUUCCCAACACUAGAAAAUUCCAGGAAACUUUCGAAGUCGAGAUUUCAGGACGUCUUCAGCCCGGCGACUGUGGCUCCAUCGUGCGAAAUGCCAGGACGGGUGAUAUCUACGGGCACAUAUUUGCAGGCUGCGUUGAGUCCAAAAUCGCAUAUAUCAUUCCUGCAGUGAACGUCCUGGAAGAGAUAGAGCGGAUUUUUAAUGUGUUUCCCGGGUCCAACCAGGCUAUGGAAAUAAUACCACAAUGCUCACUUCCAGACGCAGAUUCGGAUACCAAGGGAGAACAUGCCGCAAGUGAAGACCUAUUUGAGCUAACUGACAAAGACGCGUGUGACUCUAUUCCUCGCAUGCUAGUAGCCAGCAAAAGGGUUCUUACUUACGAAGACUACACCAUUUGGAUCAGCUCUUUAUAUUCAGAGGAUAUAGAGGUUGACGCUGCACGGUCCAUGCUCGAUGAAGUGCACGAUGCCCUUCCUCAGCUUCCCGGAGAACCCCAUUCAUACACGCUGGGAAGUAUAGGCGACCACAAUGUCGUAAUCGCGUGCACAUCUGGUGAUUCGGCGGCGACUUCCCAGAUGCUCUCAACAUUCCCCAACAUUCGUUUCUGUUUCUUGGUGGGUACUGAUAGCAGUCUACCUACCACCCGUCCUAGUGAUAUUCGACUUGGGGACGUUGUGGUCAGCAUGCGAUGCAAUUGUCACGGUGGGGGAAUAAAAUAUAAUUUUGGAAAGACAUAUAGCAUCGGUCGUGCUCAGAAAAAGGGCUUGUUAGAUGCACCACCAGAAACUCUUCUGGCAGCAGUCUCUCGCUUACAGGAGGCGUACAAGACGGGGGAUGCCCAAGUUUCACCCUCUCUCUCCAGACUUACUUCAAGACCCACAGCGGAGGAGGUGCAAUUCAAAGAUCCAAGUGAAGGAACCGGGCAAUGGCUCGAAGCAGAUCAAAAACACAAGCAUUCAGAAGAACAACUUGAAGAGUGCGAGCAUUGCCAUAACGAUAUACGGACCAUACAAUGUUGUCACCGAUGCAAUGGUAAACCAAUGAUCCAUUAUGGCCUUAUUACGUCGGGAAAUCAAGUGACGAAAGACUCAGACAUCCAUAACCUCUUCGAAGAAAUCGAGAAAAGGACGAAGUCUUAUGCUUCGAGAUGGAAGUAA
Molecule: messenger RNA, 2355 nt
Organism: Talaromyces rugulosus
Lineage: Eukaryota; Fungi; Ascomycota; Eurotiomycetes; Eurotiales; Trichocomaceae
Exons: 2
Coding region: 1-2355 (784 amino acids)
Biological process (GO): nucleoside metabolic process
Molecular function (GO): catalytic activity
Source: RefSeq, a predicted model, not a curated record